Messenger RNA from Terrapene triunguis (Three-toed box turtle), 6429 nucleotides. It is a transcript of the gene PPP2R3A, whose product is annotated as protein phosphatase 2 regulatory subunit B''alpha. The record is from RefSeq and is a predicted model, not a curated record. Gene Ontology annotation, cellular component: protein phosphatase type 2A complex. Gene Ontology annotation, biological process: protein dephosphorylation. NCBI's taxonomy places the organism in Eukaryota, Metazoa, Chordata, Testudines, Emydidae. Gene Ontology annotation, molecular function: protein phosphatase regulator activity; calcium ion binding. The coding region runs from base 815 to 4252 and encodes 1145 amino acids. The transcript has 14 exons.
CAGGGCUGUGCCUGUCCCGGCCGCUCGCGGCAGCCGCAUUGACCCCCCGGCUUCCCCUUGGCGUGCGGCCCCCGGCCUCCCACUGCUCCGCUUCGUCUGGCGCCACGGCCCGCAGGCGCUGCCCGCGCCCCAGAGCCGCGCCUCUGCCGGGCUCGGCGCGCAGGCUGCGGGCGGCGCCCCCCGGCCGUGCGGAAGAGACGGGGAAGGGGCCGAGCGGGAGCCGAGGCGCUGCCCGGCGGGUGUCUCUCUUACCAGUUGGCAGAAACAGAUUAUUCCAGUUUGCUGUGGAUUCCUCAUUGUUAUGUUGCAGCCAAUUAGUAUCUGCCUUUUUCAGCACAGAGCAUCCCUCUCUAAAACCCCAGGCCUGAAGAAGGAGAAAAAAUAUAAGGAAAAAAAUAGUUGUUUUGUCAUUUCUUUAGUCUGGGAGCUGGUGUGUGUUCUAUAAUGUCUCUUACUGAACCUCCCUGGGCUAUGAGAAGGGAAGUAAUGGAUGCUGUUUUUGUGGUCAGCAAAGUAAUCUCUGCUUGGAGUACAAUUUUAAGCAAUAUUAUAUAAUCAAAUCACCCUAAGUCAAACCUUAUAUGUGCUGCAGUUGCAGUUGCAAUUUUACUGCAGAUACUGCCCCAGAUCUCACCAGGAUUAUAGACUUUACAGUUCAGAGUUUUCCCUGUAAUUAAAAAUUAUUUUCUUAAUCAAUGGGAUGAGACUGAAAUAGGAAUGUUUUCAUUAAACCCAGCCUGGGUUUGAAGAGGCGGUUGGACCUUCUGAGUUUGUGGUGAAUUUCAGAGCCUCGCUACCAAGGGGAAUUCAUGCUAUGGCAGCAACCUAUCAGCUUGUAGUCACUACUGUGAACUGUUACAGCAGUGUCGUGAUAGACUGUCACUUUCAGCACACUGUGCAUUACUGUACUGGGACCUGUCAGGUGUUCAAGCAAGGAGUUGCAUGCAUAGUGGCCCACCACAGUAUUUGUGCAGAGCUACUUCGAGUCCCUGCAUCUAAUGUCAGAGGUGCAGAUCUAGACCAGAGACUUUCGACUCCUGAAAAUGGGCUAACUUUGGCUGGGAAUGAAGACUAUCAGCAGAUCCUCCCAAGUAAUCCAAGGCUCAAAAAGGGAUCUUCAGUGCAAACCACCUGCAGUCUAAAAGAUAUCACCGGGGAAGCUAUAAAUCUUGCCAGUGGUAAAAUAAAGGAAUUCUCCUUUGAAAGGGUCAAAAACUCUUCCAGCCAUGUGACCUACAGAAAGGGAAGGAAAGUGAGGUCAGAAUCGUUCAACAGACGGUCAUUUGAUUUUGAUCUGAUUUAUGGACACUUCAACAAUGAUGAGAACUGCCCUCCCUUUGGCUUGCUGCAGACUCCCUCAGCUGGGGAGAAAUGGCAGGAGAGCUGCAAUUCCUCAGAGGGAAAUGUGAAUACUGCCGCUUCCCUCUCCACCCAGGCCUUCUCUGAAGAGAGCUUUAUCACCCAGAUUUUGGAAAAGCACAAGCUGGACAGCUCUUCUGGUGGAGAUAUUAAAGUGUGUUUGGACAUUCUGCUCAAAUGCUCUGAGGACCUGAAAAAAUGUACAGAUAUCAUCAAGCACUGCAUCAAAAAGAAAGCUUCAGGUGAUAUCAGUGGGGGAAAUGAUAAUGACCCCUUGGCCAGCUCUGAGAUGAUCUAUAGGAAUUUGAUGACUAGGUUUUCUUCCUACCUGAAAAAGCUCCCCAUUGAACUAAAGCAGCCCAGUCACGUGGAACUCGGUGACUUGGCAGAAUUGGUUACUAGUUUGCAUGGGUUGCAGCAGGCUCCCUUUUCCCCAAUAUUUGGCAAUGAGCAACCUCCUAGGUAUGAGGAUAUUGUGCAUUUGCCAUCCGCCAUAACAAGACCCUCUCUUACUGUAGAACUGCAAGAUGGCCAGCAUGAGAUUGGCACAACUAGCACCCCAAAACCUAUCCAAACUAACACUGGAGGCUUUACCUCAGACUCCUUGCACAGCAGCACCCAGCAGAACAACUCAAGAACUGUGAAAAAUGCUUGUACUGUACCUCAGUUACUAACUGUAAGCCCUUCCAAAUGUGUGUCUUCCAUUGGAGAAACGCUAUACAUUGAAGAGGAGUCAGAUGGGGAGAUAGCACUAGGCAAGGGAAAGAGGGCAGAACAUAAAGGUAGCUGGGAGAGUUUAGAGAGCAGCCAACAGAAAACUGGAAGCCCAGAUCUUACUGUAGUCCUUAAAGAGGCACCUGCCAGAGUUCAUGCUGAAGCUGUUGCCGAGACCUCUGGGAAAAUCACCUUUAUAGAACCAAUCUCAGAUUCUCUUAUGAAUGAUUCCAGGGCUAGCACCUCUUCAGGAGAACAAAGAGAAUCAAGGAAAAACAACCAGGAUGAGAUAGAUAAGCUGCUGUUGGACUUGGAGCACUUUUCACAGAAAAUGGAGAGCGCGCUGAAGGAGCCCACCAUGAAGGAGAACGAUCCUGGAUUUCUGAAGGGCUUUGGCCAAGAGGGUGGGAAGGUCCUACCACUAGCUCUUGAAACCAAAAAUAAAGUCUGUUUAUUCCCUGACAAAAACUCUACUUCCCCUUUGUCAAAGACCGUGGAAACUAAUGGCCACAAAAUGGAGGAAGACGACAAAGCCCUUCUACUUCGUAUCCUGGAAAGUAUCGAGGAUUUUGCCCAAGAACUGGUGGAAUGCCACAUGGGCAAAGGAAAUUUAUCCAAAGAGAAGGAAAUGAUGCAAAUUCUUCAGGAAACCUUGACCACUCCCUCACAGUCCUUCCCAGCUGUACAGAGAAGUUGUAUGGGUGCUACUACCAAAGACACUGUCCCCACAUUGAUUCAGCAGCCCCCAGAGGUGAUCAAGGUUCAAAAUAAACAAGAGAAGAAGCCUGGGACUCCAUCCCCAGCCCCUUUGAAGUCAGCCGUCAGUCCACGACCUCUUGUGACUGUGAAUAAAGUCCUUAUCAAUGCCCCUGUGUCCAUAAACAUUCCACGUUUCUACUUCCCCAAAGGGCUUCCAAGUGUCUGCAACAAUCACGAGGAGACCAUUGCCAGGAUCGAAGCAUCCUUUACUGAGUUUGAAGAUGAGAGAGCCAACAUUUAUGAAAUGGGGAAAAUUGCCAAGGUAUGUGGCUGCCCUCUGUACUGGAAAGCCCCCAUGUUCAAUGCAGCAGGGGGAGAAAGGACGGGAUUUGUAUCUGUACAUUCGUUCGUAGCUAUGUGGAGACAAUUACUACAGAGCUGCCAUGAUGAUGCAGCCAAAUUUCUUUACCUUCUAGCAAAACCCAGCUGCAGCUACCUAGAGCAGGAGGAUUUCAUCCCACUUCUUCAGGAUGUGGUUGAAACGCAUCCUGGCCUGACAUUCUUGAAGGAUGCUCCAGAAUUCCAUUCCCGCUACAUUACUACGGUUAUACAGAGAAUAUUCUACAUGGUCAAUAGAUCCUGGUCUGGGAAAAUCACCCUAACGGAGAUGAGGAAAAGCAACUUUUUGCAAACUCUUGCCCUCUUGGAGGAAGAGGAUGACAUAAACCAAAUCACAGACUACUUCUCCUAUGAGCACUUCUAUGUCAUCUACUGUAAAUUCUGGGAGCUGGACACUGACCAUGACCUCUACAUCAGCCAGAGGGAUCUGGCUAGAUACAAUGAUCAAGGCACCAGUAAGAGAGCUCGUCAAAGGUGCUUUGGGUCUUUCAGAGGCAAUGAAGCGCAGAAAGAGGGACAGCUGAGCUAUGCAGAUUUCGUGUGGCUCCUCAUUGCUGAAGAAGACAAAAGGAGCCCCACAAGUAUCGAAUACUGGUUCCGCUGCCUGGAUUUGGACGGAGACGGCGUGCUGUCUAUGUAUGAACUGGAGUAUUUUUAUGAGGAACAGUGUGAGAGGAUGGAAGCGAUGGGCAUCGAGCCAUUGCCAUUCCAUGACUUACUGUGCCAAAUGCUCGACCUGGUAAAGCCAGACGGUGAUGGAAGGGUGAUGCUGCGAGACCUGAAGAGAUGCAGAAUGGCUCAUGUAUUCUACAACACCUUCUUUAACUUAGAAAAGUACCUGGACAAUGAACAGCGGGAUCCGUUUGCAAUACAGAAGGAUGUUGAAAAUGAUGGACCGGAGCCCUCAGACUGGGACAGAUACGCUGCAGAGGAGUAUGAGCUUCUUGUUGCUGAAGAAUCUGGAAAUGAGCAGUUACAAGAAGGAUCAUUUGAAGAGGACUAUGAAACAGACGAACUUUUAACUCCCUCUGAAACUGCAGACAAGUCGGACAAACUAGCUAUCUCAGACCUUUCAUCCUAGAAAAAUGGAAGACAUAGAACUAGUAUCUGUCAAUAUUUAAGUGGCGAGUGGUCGGUAGACACUUAGGAGUUUUUUAAAAAAUCCUUCCUUGAAGCAAAGUGCUUUAUUUUCUACACUGUAAUUCAAGAUCCUUUUUUUCUUCAUAUGUGUAACUGCAAGAAGGUAAUUUCUAUAAAAAGUCUUUUUGCAAAUUGUUAUUGUGCAUGCUCAUUAAAUAUGGUGACUGCACUUUGUUUCCUUCUUGUCUUGCCAUACAAAUUCUAUAAAGUCUCCAUGUGCAAUAAUGGUCUAACAUCUAAUGCUUAAACAUAAUAAAAUUGCAUGCAACUUGCACAGUAGUCAUUACCAAAUUAAUUCAAGAAAGUCAUUUCUGUAUUAUUUAUUCUGUACCCUUUAACUUUACCAGGCUGACAAAUUAACUCCGUUUAAAUGAACAUCUAAAGAGUUCCAUCAAGCCUCAUCUACUAACUUACCUCUUUUUUAAAGUGUCAAAGUGUCCUGCUCAUUCUGGAAACAGAAAAUAUCCCCAAACACAACACACAAAUUAAGGUGCCCUCUUGUGCUUUACACUGUAAGCUCUUCAAACGCUUAUUUGUUAAGCGUAUUUUACUCACUGUACAGGGCAAUGUACAGCUACAGUACUACAGACAAAAAAAAGCCACAUUAAGACAGAAUUCAGGUUUAGCACCUUUGCACUCUCUCACAUGGAUAGAAGGAACUCCCUGCAAAUACUGACAAUGCCACCAUACUGUCCUCCUUGAAACUCUUCUCUGCUGUGAUGCCUACAAAAAACCUCAACAAUUAGGGCAGCUGACGUGCUAUGAGUGCUGCUUCUCAUGCUAACCUAAAUUAUCUCCAUUUCCUAAUGCUCCUCCCAUCUGUUGUAUCCGCGUAUUAGCUAUAAUCUUAGACGUAUAUUGUAAACUACAGACAUAUGGCAAAAUCUGUCACUGCCCUUAAAGUGUCUAGCUCAGUGAGGCCCAGGCCUUUAGGUACUACUGCAAUACCAAUAAUUAGUAAAUAAAUAAUAAAUAAGAAGAAGAUUGAGUGUAUAUGAGUAAUUUAGGUUAAAACAUUGCAGGGCUUUCUAAUGAUCCCCAGAGCAUGCAUUACAUCCUGAAGAAAUUCAGAGUUAAGUUAACCUCAAAAUAUCCAAACAUGUUAAGGUACGGAAAUGUACCUAAACAAUCUUAACUCUGCCCUCUAGUGAUACUAUGCAACAAUCAUUAAUUUAUUAGUAACAUAUGUUCUCAUGGGACUGAGGCCACAUCUUCCCUUACCAAAGAUUACCAUCACCUUCAUUCAUCGGCUCCUCUCUACGUCCUGAUAACAUAGGGCCACCGUAUUUCCUGUGGACAAUUUGUCUUCAUUCCUACUGGGACAAACAGAAGACAGUAGCUAUAUCUGCUAAGGGCAGCCUGUAGCCUCAGUUCUAUUGGGAGCAAUGGGGGAUGGUGGCCAUGAGAAGAGGGAAACUUCUUGAGAGCCAUGCUUAACUUGUAAUGAAAAAGAUGCCAAGGCUCAAGCAAUUUUUUUUAUUUUCAAAACUGACACGGGAAGCCCAGAGGUGCCAGAGCUAUGAACUGCCGGGCUUAGCCCUGGCACAAAUUAAGCACUGCUUGAGAAGCUUUCUGGGUAAGAAGAUUUGAUACACCAAUCUCUGCUGAAGAAAAAUCUCAGUUAUGCAGAAUUAUGGUUACAAAAAAUUACCCUUAAUACUGAAUAGUUCUUUUCAAAAAUUGCCUCUUUUAUCAGAUCUAGUCAACAGGGCAAAAGGAGGGAGAGGGAAAUGAGGCUGUGUGUACACAGAAGACUGUUGGGGGGUAAGGAAGAAGGAAAAACUGCGCAAAAAAGGAUAGGGCAGGAUGGAACACUAGGUGUGAGUAGGGGGAGCCUGUGAAGCACAGAGGGGAGGGGAAUACUGGGGUGUACACUCUGGCUGCUUUGUGCUGCUGAGAUGAUACAAAGCUGCUGCCAACUAAUGCCAGAAUGCUCUGGGUGCUUUGAACUGGUCCACAGCAGCAUGAAGCAGCCACGGUGUUCCAAUGAAGCCCUGUACGUUCAAAUUUUAGAAAAGAUUGAAGGUUGAUACUGCAUAUCUUCAAAUCAUUAGAAACUAUUUGAUGAUAAUUAAGGCUAUGUUUUAGUCAUAGGUAUUUUUAAUAAAAGCCACGGAC